UGUGUUUGGUGUUGCGCUGCAUCUAACCUGUGUUAAGGGGCACAUUGGCGAUGGCGAGUCGCGCUGUUGGAGUUUUCGUUCGUAAUUGUGCCAUUUUAGGGGGGCUCCAUGCUCCCCGGAUGGCGGUACGGCACCUCUCAGUGUCGACGAUUGCGUGCCAACGGGCGACCGGUCUCAUGAAGUCGUCACAAAUCUUCAAACCAAAGGUCACAUCGAGAAGUUACUCCGAAACACCUCCCAUGAGUCUACAGCUCAUCCAGGACCGUGUCAUGCUCGUUCUGAAACUGUACGACAAGAUUGACGCCGAGAAACUGAAAUUAGACUCCCAUCUCUUGAACGACAUGGGUUUGGACUCUUUGGAUUGCGUCGAGGUUAUCAUGGCUAUUGAAGACGAGUUUGGAUUCGAGAUUCCCGACCAGGACGCUGAGAGGCUCCUCCGACCAGCAGACAUCGUGCGAUAUGUUGCGGACAGAGAAGAUAUCUAUGAGUAGAUGGAGCGCUUCUAGACGAAAAUGAAUUUGUAUAUGUUGCUGCUGCUGAAAAAGAGGUGAAGAUGUCGAGUGUAUGUGGUUUGCAAAAUAAAACACUUCCGAUAGAUUUUACUCUACGUGAAGCUGUCAUCCA
Galendromus occidentalis (western predatory mite) is the source of this 624-nucleotide messenger RNA. RefSeq names its product NADH dehydrogenase (ubiquinone) acyl carrier protein (gene ND-ACP). Gene Ontology annotation, molecular function: acyl carrier activity; acyl binding. Gene Ontology annotation, cellular component: respiratory chain complex I; mitochondrion. The transcript is spliced from 3 exons. NCBI's taxonomy places the organism in Eukaryota, Metazoa, Arthropoda, Arachnida, Mesostigmata, Phytoseiidae. The record is from RefSeq and is a predicted model, not a curated record. Gene Ontology annotation, biological process: fatty acid biosynthetic process. The coding region runs from base 51 to 491 and encodes 146 amino acids.